AUGCACCAGGACCGCCUGCUAGUGCAACCGCUCAGACACAACAUCCGUGUUGAUCAGUUAACGGGAAAAAUCUGCUCUGAAUUUACGGUUCCUGAGUCCCACCAUACCACCGGUGUGCCGGAUACCGACUUUGUGCUGUACGUAGCGGCUGGAUCAACUGAACUUGGUGUUAACGCGUGGGCAGUCAAAUGCCAGCUUGACGCCAGUGGCCGCCCCAUUGUGGGUGUUGCCAAUAUUGGGUUUUAG
Messenger RNA from Phytomonas sp. Hart1, 246 nucleotides. Lineage: Eukaryota; Euglenozoa; Kinetoplastea; Trypanosomatida; Trypanosomatidae. The record is from the annotation of a GenBank genome assembly.